Molecule: messenger RNA, 3255 nt
Organism: Trichophyton benhamiae CBS 112371
Lineage: Eukaryota; Fungi; Ascomycota; Eurotiomycetes; Onygenales; Arthrodermataceae
Exons: 10
Coding region: 1-3255 (1084 amino acids)
Source: RefSeq, a predicted model, not a curated record
AUGGGCGCUCGUCAUGCGCUACUGGUACCACCCGCCAAUACUGCCGCGGCUGGUCUCUCAGCUGAUGAUGAUGAUGAUAUUAUCAGCAAAGAUGUGGUUGAUCGCGGGUUUCUAACCAUAGAAGAUGCUGAAUGCUUCCUCUCCACGUUUAAAGUGAGAAUGAUCGAGCAUUUCCCAUUCGUUGUGGUUCCCCAGCCCACAAUGGCAGAGCAACUUCGCCGGGACAGGCCGUUCCUCUUCCUCUCUAUCAUCUCGGCGGCAUCUUACUCAAACAUGCCACUACAACGGAAAUUGGGAGAGGAAGUCAGGUCAGCUAUUGCCUCGCGGAUGAUCGUCAACGGAGAAGUUUCCUUCGAUCUGCUGCAAGGAUUGCUGGUUUAUCUAGCUUGCCUCAUUAUCGAGAUGCGGUUGGAUAGACCGCCGCAGACGAAAGUAUGGAAAUCAGGGAUCCGAUUCAUAUCAAAUUACGACCCGGACGAUGAUACUUUUACUAGACCGUCAUUCGGCCGUGAUGAACAUGAUACUUUUACUAGACCGUCAUUCGGCCGUGAUGAACAGAGGGCUGUCGCAGGUUGCUACUAUCUAUCCUCGACAAUCUCCGGACUUUUGCAAAAACAGCUCACCUUUCCAUAUACCGCUUACCUCGAAGAAUGCUGCAAAUCUGUUUACGAUGCGGCUGAGUACCCGUAUGACAAAUCCAUCCUCUACAUCGUUCAGCUCCAGCAUAUUGUGGAAAAAAUCAAUCGUAUAACCUUUCAGCACGGGAUGGAGCUGAAGAACUCUGGGUCGGCGAUGGAGCUAUAUGUCUCAAGCUUGAAAUCUGAGUUAGAGGCAUUCCUUGUCCGGUCAGGGUUUACUUCAGCAGACGAGACAACACUUACUAUUAUGCAGUUCCACACCGCUGAGCUUUCUCUCUACCAGUUGAGCCUGCUGGACAAACGUAGACAGCAAUCUGGAUCUAUACAGACUACGCUAUCGGAUGAUAUGUUAUACGCAGGUGGCAUGGCGGCACGAUCUAUACUUGAACUUUAUCUAUCGCUGCCGCCUCGCUCAGAAACCGGCUUCAAUAACACUGAAUGGGUUCAGAUUGGAUUUGCUUUGAUUGUCGCCUGUAGGCUAGCAAGCACCGCCCAUGCAGCUGAACCGGCAGUUUUCCGCCGACACACGGAAUCUCUCUCAAAUACACUGACAAAGUUAAAAAUGCGGGUAUCGGAACUAUCCACGGAUACGGUCGAUUUGAAUGGAGAUAAGGACGUUUUCACAAAUUAUGUCGAUCGUGUUGCUCGACUUCAAGUUUGGCUGGAUACAAGACUCGAGAAAACAGGCUCCUCUGAUAUUAUUAACAAUACUGCCUCGGGAGAACUGCGAACAAUAGAGGGCACCCCCAGUUUAGAAAAUCAACCGUUAGCAGCUGAUGCCUCGGGAGUUAUGCACGAUUUUUCGCCUUCUGACCUAUUUGCUACUAUGGCGAAUGGCUAUCCUUCGAUAGAGGAGGAUGAUUUCGCUUACACUAUAGAUCAAAUGUUGGUGGAGGAGAACAAACCCGUCCGUCUCUUGAGUGAGCUCUAUAUCUCCGACCCGACCUUGUGUGUAUAUAUUGAGCGAAUAGGGCCAGCAUUCCCUGAGUUCAGAUUGGAUACGGGCUCUGAAGUACUAACCUCCGCUCUCAAGAACCUUACGAAGGCGUUCGAUAAACUAGUUCUCGAAGGGAACGGGGAUCAUGGGGAGAUCUUUCCUAACACUACUUCUUUCAGUUUAUCAUUGUUCUCCGUUAACGAAGGCAACGCAAGCGACCAGCCCUAUUUCUUUGAUUACCACUACACGGCGCCACCCUUGAAAUCUCACCCUGUGGGGAAAGAUACUAUCUAUCGCAUCGGCGGUUUGACUGAGAUUUUCACCGUUUGGACUAUUCUGAUCGAAGCAGGAGACCGCAUCUGGAAUACCCCUGUAACAGAGUACAUCCCUGAACUAGCUGAUGCUGUGAGCUACCGCAAUGGAAAACAAGAUCCAGUGAGCUACGUUGACUGGGAGACUAUUACGGUUGGUCAGCUCGCAAGUCAUAUGGCCGGAAUUUCCAGGGGUUCUUCGAUGCCCGAUUUGAGCAAACAAUCUGCAUUCCCUUUCGCCGAUCUACCACCUUUUCCGGCCCCUGAUACUCCUCCCUGUAUUUCGAAAUCCUCAUGCAACAGAACUGAAUUCUUCGAGUAUAUUGUUCAACAACCUCCCGUUGUCCUCUCAGGAACUACACCUAUCUAUUCCAACGACGCAUUUCGAAUUUUAGGAUAUAUCGUGGAGUCCAUUGCUGGAAAGCCGUUUGCGUCUGUACUUAAUCAACGCAUUCUUGAGCCUCUCAAACUAGGAAAGACAAGUUUACUCUUAUCUGAAGACCCGUCGCCAAGGGUGCUCCCAGCGGAUACGAAUAGUCAUGGAUGGAUGCAAGGUGGAGCAGAGGCAGCUGCAAUUUCAAUGCUCUCCACUGUUACCGAUCUCGCCGUUGCUGGAAAAUCUAUUCUGGCGGCAGCCCUCCUCUCGCGCGCCCAAACCAACCGCUGGCUGAAACCCGUUGCCCACACUUCAAACCCUGCAAACUCAGUAGGGUAUCCAUGGGUUAUAUAUAGUGCGGGAGACUAUCCCGACACACCGAUAAUAGACGUGUAUACGACUCUUAGCACCGUUGGCUUGUAUAGCUCAUAUAUUGGCCUUGUUCCCGACUUCAACGUUGGAUUUACUAUCCUAGCUACAGAUAGUAACACGAGCCCAGAUCUCAAUCCCCAUACUGGUGUUAUCGGCGACAACUUGUUGCCAGCCUUGACCAAGAUUGCGGCCAUCCAAGCCAGCACAAAUUUUGGAGGACUCUACUCUUCACAUAAAGCAAACUCGUCCAUCACUGUUUCUGCGGAUAGCUCGCCAGGUCUAGUUAUUGAUACAUGGAUCAGCAACGGCACUGAUUUCCGGGCGACAUUGGCCGCCUUAAAUGGUGUUGAGGAGGUUGAUGCAUUGAGCAUACGGCUUUAUCCAGCACAUCUUAUCUCCAAGCGAACCCCUAUAUCGAGACAAGCCUUCAGAGCAGUCUUCCAGGACAAGAAUGAGUUCGCUGAUUAUGGGACUCCUACCUGUGUGACUUGGCUGAGCGUUGAUAGUUUGAAGUACGGAGGAGCGUCGCUUGAUCAGCUUAUAUUCGAGGUGGACACCGAUGGGAAAGCUCUGGAUGUUGAAAUCCCGGCGUUACAGAUUACACUUGAAAAGCAGAAAUAA